Ophidiomyces ophidiicola is the source of this 1194-nucleotide messenger RNA. RefSeq names its product UDP-glucose-4-epimerase (gene GAL10). Gene Ontology annotation, cellular component: cytosol. Bases 1 to 1194 code for a protein of 397 amino acids. The transcript has 4 exons. Gene Ontology annotation, molecular function: UDP-glucose 4-epimerase activity. Gene Ontology annotation, biological process: beta-D-galactose catabolic process via UDP-galactose, Leloir pathway. The record is from RefSeq and is a predicted model, not a curated record. Lineage: Eukaryota; Fungi; Ascomycota; Eurotiomycetes; Onygenales; Onygenaceae.
AUGGCUAAAGGAAGUGUUCUCGUUACCGGCCGCUGCGGGGUGCGUAUUGGCCGCAUCGCUAAUGUCGCGUCGGGACGCCCGGUCGGAAUUGGUAGAGGAACGGGUUACAUUGGCUCUUUCACCGCUCUUGCGCUCCUGGAGGCGGGCUACGAUGUUGUUAUCGCAGACAGUUUGUAUAAUUCCUCGGAUGAGGUGCUCAAUCGGAUCGAGCUGCUUUGCGGCAAACGCCCUGGCUUCUUCAAGCUGAACGUAACGGAUGAGGCUGCCUUCGACCGCUUGUUCGAGGAGAAUCCCCAAAUCGACAGCGUGAUUCACUUUGCGGCACUGAAGGCCGUUGGAGAAUCCGUCGAGAAGCCUCUGGAUUACUACAAUACCAAUGUCUACGGCACCUUGUGUCUGCUGCACUCAAUGGUCCGCCACAAUGUCACCAAUAUCGUGUUUUCUAGCUCCGCCACCGUCUAUGGAGAUGCGACGCGAUUCGAGAACAUGAUACCCAUCCCGGAAGAAUGCCCACUCGGGCCAACAAACCCGUACGGGAACACUAAGGUCUUCGCCGAAACGGCCAUAACGGAUGUUAUCAACGCCCAGCGUAGCAAUGCGACAAAAGCUGGGAAAACACAAGACGUUGAGAAGUGGAACGCCGCCUUGUUGCGGUAUUUCAACCCCGCAGGCGCGCACCCUAGUGGCAUCAUGGGUGAAGAUCCACAGGGAGUACCGUAUAACUUACUUCCAUUACUUGCACAGGUGGCUACUGGGAAAAGAGAGAAACUUUUGGUUUUUGGUGAUGACUAUGCUUCCCGAGACGGUACAGCCAUUCGUGAUUAUAUUCACAUCCUCGACCUUGCUGCUGGCCACCUGGAAGCCCUUAACUAUCUUCGUGACCACCACCCAGGCGUCCGUGCAUGGAACUUGGGUACUGGCAAAGGCAGCACUGUCUACGAUAUCAUCAAGGGAUUCAGCAAGGCAGUAGGCCGUGACUUGCCCUAUGAAGUCGUUGCUCGCCGUGAUGGUGAUGUUCUUGACCUGACUAGCAACCCAUCUCGUGCCAACCGUGAAUUAGGAUGGAAAGCUCAAAGAACGCUUGAACAAGCUUGCGAGGACUUGUGGCGGUGGACAGAAAACAACCCUCAGGGAUAUAGACAAUCGCCACCAGAAGACCUUUUGGAAAAACUCAAAGCCAGUUCAAAACCCUGA